UCUCUUGAAUCAAUCAAACAGUAACAAAUAAAAAAUGCCGUGCCUUGCAAUUCGUAGAUGGACAUUUAGUGGUUUAGUAGGAGCAUUUCUUGAUCUUUCAAUUACAUUUCUUCUUCUAUGUGCAUCAACUCUUGCUUAUUUCGCCUCGAAAUUUCUUGCCGUGUUUGGAUUGCACUUACCGUGUCCUUGCACGGGAUUUUUCGCGAUUCCUGAUUCCGAUAAUAACUGCUUGCAAAGACAAUUUAUUGAUUAUCCUUUACGCAAAAUUUCGUCCAUUCAAUCAUCGGUCAAUGCCAAGUUCCCUUUCGAUUCAAUCGGAAAUCGUUCGCAAUGGAAAUGUAAGAGUAACAUUGCUAAAAUUGCCGGAGUUGGAUCCGAAGGUGAGUCGUCCUCGUCGUGUAUCUCAACAUCUUCAGGAAAGAUUGUGGAAUUAAAUAGUACGGAUCUCGACGAUUUGGUUAAGAUGAAAGAACACGGUUUUGUGAUGGGUGCAAUCAGCUCUCGGCAUGGUAAAGAACCGAAAUUCGAAUUUAAAUGGAAAAGUCUUCCCCGCCAUAGAUCAAAAAAUAACCUCAGACGUCGGAAAAAAGGCGUUGUCGAUAACAGAAAGUUAUUGCACGCUUUGUCGUUUAAAUCUAUAUGGUCAUCUGAUGGAUCUCCACAAUCUGAUCCUCAGGAUCUUAAUAAUUGUAGAGAUGGAAACGAAGGUAAUUCAAUGGUGGACAUCGGAUCAAAGAGAAAAAUUUCACAAGGUUUCGAAUUAUACGAAUCAGUCGACGAAAACGAUAUUACAGAUCAAGAAAACAAUUCAGAAUUACACGGAAAUUCAAGAAAUACGAUCAAGCUUCUCGAACUAGCACUAGAAGAAGAACACGCCGCUCGAGCCGUCCUGUAUAUAGAACUCGAAAAAGAGAGAACCGCCGCCUCCACGGCGGCCGACGAGGCAAUGGCGAUGAUCCAGCGCCUCCAAGAAGAAAAAGCGUCGUUAGAAAUGGAAGCAAUGCAAAGCCAGAGAAUGAUCGAAGAAAAAUACGCUUACGACGCUGAAGAAAUGAAUAUUUUGAAAGAGAUUUUAAUCAGAAGAGAACGAGAAAAAUAUUAUUUGGAGAAGGAAGUCGAAGCUUAUCGGCAAAUGCUCAUCGGAAACGAGGAGGCGUAUAUGAACACGUACGGUUACUGUAAUUUUAGCGACGAAGAUUAUAAGGCGGGAAAAUCGAAGCAAGCUUCGAUUAACGGCGACGAUGUUGUACCGGAAUAUUCCGAUGAGGAGAUUAUACCGUCGAGCGCGACGUUGAAGUUAAUUGAAUCGCCGUCGAGUUCUUCACCGGAGAAUUCGAAUUCGAAUCAAGAUCAAGAUGAUUCGAUUCAUGAUGUUCAUGUAAUUGAUGAUCAAUCUACCGUGCCGAAGCAGUUACCGACGAAAUUAAUCAGUCAGUCUAGCGUCGGAUUACCGCCGAUUCCGAGUUCGAGUUCGAGAACCAGAUCGACAUCCGUGCACGGCGGAUUACGGCCGGAUAUGCGGAGGAAAUCGAUGUCGGCGUUUGAUUCGGAGCGGUUUAAAAUUGGGAGUGAGAUUAGUUGGCUGAGGGAGAGACUGAGAACUGUUCAAGAAGGAAGAGAGAAGAUUAAGAUUUGUAAAGGGAAUAAGGAGAGAGAGAAUACUCAGCUGCAAAUAUUGGAAGAUAUUACCAGUCACCUGAAAGAUAUUCGCCAGUUGACGGAGCCGGGAAAAGCCGCCCGCCGCGCUUCAUUGCCGCCGAUUUCUUCUAACGUCAUGUCCAAGAAAAGGCGGUGGCGGAGUGGUCCUUUGCUGCUUGAAGGAAGCGUAUAAUUAUUGGUAAAGAAAGUUAAGGAUUUGUGAGAUGUAGUUGGUCUUUCAUUUCAUUCCAAGCGUAGACUGGAAUGUAGUUGGUCUUCAUUUUGUCAAUUAGGGAAUAGUGGGAUUGAUUUUUUUUUUCUCUUUUUUUUGAGAAUAUGUGAUUGAUAUUUUAAUUUUUAUAAAAAAAUUAAUUUGAUUUUUCACAUGACUAUAUAGAUUUGAGUUAAUGCAUUUAAUUUUGUUUA
Mercurialis annua (annual mercury) is the source of this 2064-nucleotide messenger RNA. RefSeq lists its product as uncharacterized. The record is from RefSeq and is a predicted model, not a curated record. NCBI's taxonomy places the organism in Eukaryota, Viridiplantae, Streptophyta, Magnoliopsida, Malpighiales, Euphorbiaceae. Bases 35 to 1831 code for a protein of 598 amino acids. The transcript is spliced from 3 exons.